GCAAUUAAUAUAUUUUUGAUGAAUCGCAUAUCAUCAAAAAUCUUUAAAUUUUAUCCAAAAAACACGACGGAACGUUCCUUGAAGAUGGUUUCAAAUCCCAUAGAAACGUCUAUUAGAGAAAAACUCAGCUCGGAAUUUGCCCCGAAACAUUUAGAAGUCAUCAAUGAAUCUCCAAUGCAUAAUGUCCCAAAAGGAUCAGAGUCCCAUUUCAAAGUUUUGGUUGUUUCCGAAAAGUUUAUGAACGUACCUUUAAUUAUGAGACAUCGAAUGGUUAAUGAUGCAUUACGAGAGGAAUUAACGCAAGGACUUCAUGCUUUAUCAAUUCAAGCAAAAACUCCGGAUCAAUGGAAACCUUCUGAUGUCGUUGAACCAAGUCCGAAUUGCCGGGGGGGAUUUGGAAAAUAAUGUUGAAUAUAAUAAUUAUUCUUGAUUAUGAAUAUAUUUAGGAAAUUAAUAAAACAAAUUAAACAGA
Onthophagus taurus is the source of this 472-nucleotide messenger RNA. Its product is annotated as bolA-like protein DDB_G0274169. Gene Ontology annotation, cellular component: mitochondrion. The record is from RefSeq and is a predicted model, not a curated record. Lineage: Eukaryota; Metazoa; Arthropoda; Insecta; Coleoptera; Scarabaeidae.